Sinocyclocheilus rhinocerous is the source of this 899-nucleotide messenger RNA. Its product is annotated as complement C1q-like protein 2. NCBI's taxonomy places the organism in Eukaryota, Metazoa, Chordata, Actinopteri, Cypriniformes, Cyprinidae. The record is from RefSeq and is a predicted model, not a curated record. The transcript has 4 exons. The coding region runs from base 36 to 707 and encodes 223 amino acids. Gene Ontology annotation, molecular function: protein binding.
CUUCAUCAGACUACAGUUAAAAGACAUCAGCAGAAAUGAGGGCACUUGUAAUCUUAAGCCUCUUGGGAUGUGCACUUGGACAAGACAAGAUUUUUUCUUGGAGUGGAAACGACAGCCAAGUUGACGCCAAUGAGAACGCGUGUCUGACUGAUGUGGCGUCUUGUGGGUGCUGCCUGAUGAAGAAGCAGAUGUGGAAGCUCGAGAUGUUUUUCAACAUGACAUUAAAUGAACUACAGAGGAAUCUGGAGAGAGCUCAUUCAGUGUUAAACAAUAUUCGUGCCAGUCGCAGUGCCUUCUCUGUUGCCCUUACUGACACACGCCUCUGUAUCGGCCCAAAUCGUGAAGACUCUGUGGUGAAGUAUAGCAGCGUAUUUGUUAACUUGGGAGAUGGCUACAGCACCGACACUGGUGCUUUUGUAGCACCACGUUCUGGUGUCUACAGCCUGGCACUAACGGUUUAUAGUGAUGCUGGCGCUCCUGGAGCCACAUUGGCUGCUUGUGCUCGACUCCAACUGAACGGACGCACUAUUGCAUCACCAAAUGAGAACAACCUUCAAGACCAGGAGGACAGCGCUAGUGCUGUGCUAGUUGUUCAGCUGCAUGCAGGAGACAGGGUGGAUGUUGCUCUUCCAGCCGGCUGCUUUCUGUGUGACAAUAACAACCACUACAAUACUUUCACAGGGUUCCUGCUCUAUGCAACUGAUUAAUAUAGAGAGAACUAAUACUGUGUUUGAAAUGACUUACUACACAGUGUAUACUAUACAUUACACAAAAAAGUAUAAAAUACAAUACUAAGUUUGCAACAGUUACUUAAAGUUGAUGUUGUUGUAUGGUACUUUUCAGUUUCACUAGUGCAAGAAUGGUAUAUUGUGAAUAUAUUUCUCUCUUUACAAAACCCU